Molecule: messenger RNA, 1725 nt
Organism: Mycotypha africana
Lineage: Eukaryota; Fungi; Mucoromycota; Mucoromycetes; Mucorales; Mycotyphaceae
Product: P-loop containing nucleoside triphosphate hydrolase protein
Exons: 6
Coding region: 42-1331 (429 amino acids)
Biological process (GO): proteasome-mediated ubiquitin-dependent protein catabolic process
Cellular component (GO): proteasome regulatory particle, base subcomplex
Molecular function (GO): ATP hydrolysis activity; proteasome-activating activity; ATP binding
Source: RefSeq, a predicted model, not a curated record
CUCUUUUCCUAUUCAUAACUUUUUUCAGAUAAACAUUUAAAAUGGCAACUUUGGAAGACAAAUCACUUUGGGAAAACCAAGAACAAGACGACGACAUUGGGCAAGAAAUUCUUCGCCUUAGUCCUGAAGAAAUCAAUAACAGAACAAGACUUUUGGAAAAUGACAUUAAGGUUAUGAAAUCUGAAGUUGUUCGUCUUCAACAUGAACAAGCUGCUAUGAAAGAGCGCAUUAAAGAUAAUAAAGAAAAGAUAAAGUUAAAUAAGCAACUUCCAUAUCUCGUCGGUAACGUUGUUGAGUUGCUCGAUGUUGAUCCAGAUGAAAAUGAAGACGAAGGCGCUAAUGUCGAUUUAACCAGUCAGAGAAAGGGAAAAUGUGCAGUUAUUAAAACUUCAACUAGACAGACCAUAUUUUUACCCUUAAUCGGUCUUGUCGAUGCUGACGAGUUGAAGCCGGGCGAUCUUAUCGGUGUCAAUAAAGACAGUUUCUUAAUUUUGGAUAAAUUACCAGCAGAAUAUGACUCUAGAGUCAAAGCUAUGGAAGUUGAUGAAAAGCCAACUGAAGAUUAUAAUGAUAUUGGUGGUUUGGAUAAACAGAUCGAAGAACUGGUGGAAGCUAUUGUAUUGCCCAUGACACAUGCUGAAAGAUUUAAAAACCUUGGUAUUAAACCACCAAAAGGUGUUUUGAUGUACGGACCUCCUGGUACUGGUAAGACUCUAUUAGCCAGAGCUUGCGCUGCGCAAACAAAUUCCGCAUAUUUGAAAUUAGCUGGUCCUCAGCUCGUCCAGAUGUUCAUCGGCGAUGGUGCAAAAUUAGUAAGGGAUGCAUUUGAAUUGGCAAAAGAAAAGUCACCAGCUAUCAUCUUCAUUGAUGAAUUGGAUGCUAUUGGUACAAAGCGUUUCGAUUCUGAAAAAUCGGGUGAUCGUGAAGUACAGCGUACUAUGUUGGAAUUAUUGAACCAGUUAGAUGGUUUCUCUUCCGAUGAUCGUAUCAAAGUUAUUGCUGCAACAAAUCGUAUUGAUAUUUUGGAUCCUGCUUUACUGAGAUCUGGUCGUUUAGAUCGUAAAAUUGAAUUCCCUCUACCUAAUGAAGAAGCUAGAGCUCGUAUUAUACAAAUUCAUUCAAGAAAAAUGAAUGUCAGUAAAGAUGUCAAUUUUGAAGAAUUAGCUAGAUGCUGUGACGAAUUCAAUGGUGCUCAAUGUAAAGCUGUCUGUGUUGAGAGUGGUAUGCUAGCCUUAAGAAGAGGAGCUGUUGAAAUUACACACGAAGACUUCAUGGAAGCUAUCCAAGAAGUACAGGCAAAGAAGAAGAUGACAUUGCAAUACUACGCUUAAAUAUUAUUCACUACAAUAAAUACCUUUGUAAAAAAUCAGAUAUAAUGUAAUACGAUCAGUUGCAUACGUUCUUUGUAAAUGUGGAGACUCCCAAAUCAAAUUCUUUGAUCAUUGAACAGCAGACUAUCUGAAGACAAAUAUAUUAUUUGGAAGUCAGUAUAUCCAAAAGGAUCCCCUAACGAAACUAUAUUGGCCUUAGUACUCUUUUUGAGACCAUAAAUAUGUCAAGAUCUCCCUGUUCUAAUUGUGUAACCAGCUUGCCACUUUGUUUGCAUAACCCUCUGUUAAUACUAUAUUUUUAUUAGGCUAUAAUUUUCGUUUCUACUAACUGUAACCAAUGAUAGCUUCUUAUUGGUUUUAGUGUCCAAUCUUUAGAUGCCCUGAAUUUUGAAUU